Messenger RNA from Orbicella faveolata, 1685 nucleotides. Its product is annotated as peroxisome assembly protein 12-A-like. Gene Ontology annotation, molecular function: ubiquitin-protein transferase activity; protein binding; zinc ion binding. Gene Ontology annotation, cellular component: peroxisomal importomer complex; peroxisomal membrane. Gene Ontology annotation, biological process: protein import into peroxisome matrix; protein monoubiquitination. NCBI's taxonomy places the organism in Eukaryota, Metazoa, Cnidaria, Anthozoa, Scleractinia, Merulinidae. The record is from RefSeq and is a predicted model, not a curated record.
CAAAGUUCAAAAUGGCGGAGUUUGCGGCUCAUCUGAACCAAGGGACUACAAAUGCCAACCCUACAAUAUUCGAGAUAGUCGCCGAGGAAUCUAUGGCAUCAGUUUUUAGACCGGCAGUUUCUUAUGGGUUAAAAGUGCUAGCAAGUUCCAAUCCUGGCAGAUGGGGCUGGAUUUGGCGUUUCGGAGACGAACUUCACCUCUGUUUAGAUUACAUCGUUCAGAAUUACUACUUGAAGAACUUUGGAGGUUCAAUAUCUGAACAUUUUUACGGUCUCAAAAGAGUUAACAGGUUUAACACAGAAAAACACGAGGGAGAGCUUUCAAGUUAUCAGAAGUAUCUAUCGGUGAUCAUGCUUGUCGGAGUACCAUAUGCAAAGCUGAAACUUGAUCAACUGUUUGAAAGAGUGAAAGAAGAGUAUGUUAGCGGAUAUUUGUCCUCUAACCCGUCACGAAAGAAUUCUUAUUUUCUUCACCUUAAGAGGACAUUUAUUUACGUGUACCCAUUCUUACAUUUCUCCUGGGAAGCGGUCUUCUUAUGUUAUCACUUACUGUACAUAUUCAGAUUCUCUGAGGUCCACUCUCCUCUCCUACAUGCUAUUGGAGUCUCGCUCCAGAGACUCACGAGACAAGACAUUCUUGCGCACAACGUGCAGAACAGUCUGCCCAACAUACUGAGUGCAAAGACUGUGGCCGAAAGGAUUUUGGCAAUUCCAAGCUCAGUGACGCAGUUAUUAGCAUCAGUUUUUGCCAAUGGUCUUCCAGUUGUGGUGUUCUUUCUCAAAUUCGUGGAUUGGUGGUAUUCAAGUGAGAAUAAAGGUGCAGUGCAGUCUGUGAUUCAGUUACCAGUUCCUUCUCCACCACCUCAACCUAAGCCUGCCCAACAUGGAACUCAACUUCCUCCUCACCCAGCACAAUGUCCUCUGUGUAAGAAGGUCCGCACCAAUCCUGCAGCACUGUCAUCAUCUGGUUAUGUGUUCUGUUACCCUUGUAUCUACAAAUACUUGAACCAACAUGGUUGCUGCCCAGUCACACAUUUGCCAAGUGCAACAAAACAACUUGUUAGACUUUAUGUUGAUGAUCAAAACUAGAAAAACAGUUUUGUUUAACUGUUAGGUUUGAGAUGGCAUUGUGUACUUAGAAAAUUAGAUGUAGAAUUUGUUAGCUCUUUUACAUGUAACUGAUGUUUAGCUUGAGACGUAAUCCAUCACACAGGUAAUCCCUAAAGAGAGGAUCUCACUGAUCAACAGAUUUAACUGAUUCUGGAUUACAUGCUGCCCUUGAUGAAACUCCUCCCCUAGCUAAAUACCUCACUUGACAGCAACAAAAUAUCAUUAGAGCUGCCCUCGCACAACAACAUGGCACUUACAUGUAAUUGAUGCACUUGAGUUUUAGAGUAUGCCUAAUGCAGCUACAUUUACUUGACCCUAAGACAAUGGCAAUGACAUUUUAAACUUAGUUUUGGUUAUUUUUUCUAUCAUUUUGGAUAAAUGAUUUUUUUUUUAUGUUAAGUAAAGAUUGUUUCUUAAUUACAAAUUUUAAUCAAAUACUGUAGUUGAGAAAUUUAAUGAGUUCCAUGGUGCAUUAUCGAGUAACACUGUGACAAUAACCCUGCAUAUUGCUAGGCUUAGUUUAGUCAGUUCUAUCAUCCUUCAAAGAACGGUUUUGAAUCUAAUGCCAAUAUUACA